Molecule: messenger RNA, 636 nt
Organism: Rotaria sordida
Lineage: Eukaryota; Metazoa; Rotifera; Eurotatoria; Philodinida; Philodinidae
Source: the annotation of a GenBank genome assembly
AUGAUUAUUCGAACAGUUUCUCAACAACAUUUUUUUCUUUAUCUCAUAUGUAUAUCAAUAGUAGCAAUAUUUGAUACAUACAAUUCUAUUGUACGAUUAAAACCAGAUAAAACCAAAAAUGAAAAUGAAAAAAAAUCUAAUAAAAAAUUAAAUAAAACAUCCGAUAAAGGAACAUUAAAAUUAAUCUAUUUGACGAAAUAUAUUCCGAAUAUUUUAGCAAUAUUAAUUUAUUAUUUUUUUAAAAAUUCUCAUUAUGCAUCAUUAUUAUCAUCGAAUUUAUCAGCUAUAUUGGGUAUUUUAACAUUCAUAGCUGGUUUUCUUAUUCGACAAAUUGCUAUAAUACAAUUAGGAAAAUUUUAUACAUAUAAAGUCAGUACUACUGAUGAUCAUGAAAUGAUUGAUACAGGUCUUUAUGCAUAUAUGCGACAUCCAGCAUAUACUGGUACAUUUCUUGAAUUAACUGGUGCUGCAUUUCUUUAUAAUCAUUUUAUUUUGUCAUGGUUUAUUUCAUUAUCUUAUUUUAUUGUUAUACAUAAACGUAUUCAACAAGAAGAAAAAAUAUUAAUUGAAAAAUUUGGAUUAAAAUAUCAAGAAUAUAUGAAACGAGCCGGCAUGUUUUUGCCAAAAAUGAAAUAA